Lytechinus pictus (painted urchin) is the source of this 1118-nucleotide messenger RNA. Its product is annotated as serine/threonine-protein kinase 17A-like. The coding region runs from base 1 to 519 and encodes 172 amino acids. The record is from RefSeq and is a predicted model, not a curated record. Gene Ontology annotation, biological process: protein phosphorylation; intracellular signal transduction; positive regulation of apoptotic process. Lineage: Eukaryota; Metazoa; Echinodermata; Echinoidea; Temnopleuroida; Toxopneustidae. Gene Ontology annotation, molecular function: ATP binding; protein serine/threonine kinase activity. The transcript is spliced from 2 exons. Gene Ontology annotation, cellular component: nucleus.
AUGGUAGCCAAAGCAAGCAGGUUUGACUUAAUAUUAAAGAUUAUUCUAAAACUUGCAUUUACCAAACCUUUGCCUGUUUCUCUUUUGAUCCACAGGGGGCGCUUUGCAGUUGUCCGCAAGUGCAAGCACAAGGAGAGCAACCGGCAUUACGCAGCCAAGUUUGUAAGAAAGCGUAAGAUGGGCCGAGAUUGCCGGGAAGACAUCCUGAAGGAGAUUCGCAUCCUGGAGAACUCGGUCCUGAACCAGCGGCUCAUCGGUCUCCAUGAGGUCUACGAGACGUCAACAGAAGUCAUCCUUGUUUUAGAAUAUGCCAGCGGGGGUGAGCUGCACCAGUACUGUGUAGCGGACAAAGAAGACGGCUUCUGUGAGAGAGAUGUGGUCAGACUAUUACGGCAGAUUAUAGAGGGUGUUCACUAUCUCCAUUCACAGAACAUAGCUCAUCUAGAUCUAAAGGUAAUUAUAGAUGUAAAUGAGGUUUUGUGGAAUUUGAAAGAUAAAUGUUUAUAUAGAUAUGAGUAGAUACAAAGUGAGGAUAAAGAAGUCUAUUUCAAUGGAGAUAUCUAAACAAGGCAUACAUCAAUUGUGGAGUUAUCUAUUGAGGCCUCUGCAUGCACUUUUCAUCACAAUGUUGAACUGUCAAAAUGACAGCGAAUUGUGUUUGGGUAAAGUAGUAUUCUUCAGAAAUGAGCGUAGCUAAAUAGUAUAAGAAGAUUACAGAGAUUAGCCGAAAGAGACAGAUGUAAAUGAACAGAAGAAAUAGAAAUAAGAAGAGAGAUGAGGAUUAGAGGAUAAAGAAAGACAGAGAGAGAAAGAGAGAUACAACUCCACUAAUUGAAUAAAAAAUACGAUAUGCAAAGAAUAUGCAGGUGCAUGUAUCCAAGUCAUGAGUGCAUCAGCUAUAGGAAGACCUACAUGUAGAUUAAAAUGUUUAGCUUGCAAAAUAUGUAACAUCUGAUAGAGUGAAUUUGGAAGAUGAAGCCUUGAUUGGAAAUAUGUAGACGACAGGGAUUGAAUUUUCAAGAUAUUUUAUACAUAAAUGCCAUGAUAAAUUUAAGGGGAUAGUCCUUUAGAGAGAAUCGGGAGAUGGAGAAAGAGGGAGAGAGAGAGAGAUUAAGCUG